This is a messenger RNA of Solanum dulcamara, 846 nucleotides long. Its product is annotated as xyloglucan endotransglucosylase/hydrolase protein 2-like. The record is from RefSeq and is a predicted model, not a curated record. The coding region runs from base 1 to 846 and encodes 281 amino acids. Gene Ontology annotation, biological process: cell wall biogenesis; xyloglucan metabolic process. Gene Ontology annotation, molecular function: xyloglucan:xyloglucosyl transferase activity; hydrolase activity, hydrolyzing O-glycosyl compounds. The transcript has 4 exons. NCBI's taxonomy places the organism in Eukaryota, Viridiplantae, Streptophyta, Magnoliopsida, Solanales, Solanaceae.
AUGAUAGUUAGCUUUCAAUCUAGUUUUGUUUUCAUUAGUAUUUCCUUUCUUGCUAGUCAAUAUGUAAGUGCAGAUGAGGUUUCCUUUUACCAGAAUUAUUAUCAGAAAUAUGGAGGUGACCAUCUAAUUGUUACUGACCAGGGAAAAGAAGUUUGCCUAGUGCUUGACCAAUAUACAGGUUCUGGAUUUAUCUCAAAUCAAAAUUUUGGUUCUGGAGAUUUUAGCAUCAACUUAAAGAUACCAAACAAGAACACUACAGGAGUUAUAACAACAUUUUACUUAACAUCACUUCCAGUAAAUGAAAAUCCCGGAAUACCCCAUGAUGAGGUUGAUUUUGAGUUCCUUGGAGGAGAUAACAAAUAUACGUUAAGUACAAAUAUAUUUGCAAAUGAUGGAGGGAGUAGGGAACAACAGUUUAAUCUCGAGUUUGAUCCUACUGCUGAUUUCCAUACGUAUCGAAUUCUUUGGAACCAGUAUCAUAUCGUGUUCUUUGUGGAUGAUGUUCCUAUAAGAGUUUUCAAAAACAAUACUAAUAAUGGUGUGAAUUAUCCAUCAAACAAAAUGCACAUAGAAGCAACAAUAUGGAAUGAUACAAACUGGCUGGGAGAAGUGGAUUGGAGCCAAGCACCGUUCAGAGCUUAUUAUCGCGAAUUUUCGAUUAAUGGAUGUCAAUAUCAAGAAUCAAACCUUCAAGAUUGCUACAGCAAUAACUACUAUUGGAAUACAAUUACGAGUCUUACACCAGAUCAAAUUCAGAAAUAUGAAGAUGUGAAGGCUGACCAAAUGACUUAUAAUUAUUGCGUGCAGAACAAUACUAGAGAUUUUCCAGAAUGCAUGUUAAAUUGA